UACCCUACAGGCGCUUUGGAGGAUUGCCAGGGUCAAGGAGGUUCAUGUUGAUUUGUUCGGCCUCAGUAGCGAUACGAGGGGUACUCGAGGAGCGCAGCUUUUAAGGCGGGGCAUGCGUCCUGAAAUUGUUGGCAUCGAUUAUCUUCAUUUCUAUAUUGUCUCAGUACUAGAUAUUUCUUCCCCUCAUUGUUCGCGCUUUUGUAUAAUUGCUUAUUGGCGGCCAUCACUAUGGACGAGGACAACGCCGACUUAGUCUACACUCCUCCACCCUCAUCUCGGUCUGAAUGUCGCAUGCGCAGAAAGGUAACUCAACCACCUCAAGAAACCAUGAAACAGUUCUGGGAUGAUUUCAAUUCCAAGUUUCCUGGAUUGGUUAAUACGGUGUUGCCGGACAAUCCAUAUGCGCGCACAAAAGCUGCGAGAACACCAAAAGGUGUGAUUCAGGGACAACACGCCAGCAAGUCUUAUGAGCAGGCUCGGCUGGAAUGCCAGCGCGCUGUCGAGCGCAUUGCAAGGGAAUGCGGACGAUUGAAUCAAAAAUAUACCGACCCGCAUUUUGAUAUCGAAGUCGACUUGAAAUGCGGAAGAAGGAACUACCUCGAAGGUCUGGCCCAACAGAAUCUGGAGAUGCUUCCGAGGGGCGUCAAGAGGGUAACUGAGAUCUUCGACAAGCCGGAAUUCUAUAUCAACGGGCCCACUGCCUCGGAUGUACGUCAAGGCCGCGACGGAGAUUGUUGGUUCAUGGCUGCGCUUUGUACCAUGGGAAACAAGGAAGGGUUGAUCGAGAAGGUUUGCGUCGCUCGCAAUGAGAAAGUUGGGGUCUAUGGUUUUGUGUUUUACCGAGAUGGUGACUGGCAGCAAUGCAUCGUGGACGACAAACUAUAUCUUCGUGCCGCGGAUUACGACGAGUCUGUGGAGGAACGGCCAAUUUGGGAUGACAUCAAUCGGAUGGACACAGAAGAAGAGUAUCGCAAAGUCUGGCAAACCGGCUCGCGUGCUCUUUAUUUCGCUCAAUGUGUGGAUGAAAACGAAACCUGGUUGCCUUUGCUUGAAAAGGCUUACGCCAAGGCACAUGGCGACUACUCUGCCAUCGAAGGCGGUUUUGUCGGGGAGGCUCUCGAGGACCUCACUGGCGGUGUCACUUCCGACAUACUCACGAGCAAUAUCCUAGACAAGGACCGUUUUUGGAAGGAAGAGCUCAUGCAAGUCAACAAGGAAUUUCUCUUUGGCUGUGGUACCGGGCUGUUCUCCAACUGGCUCGACCCGGAUUAUCGUGGUCCUCCUAGAGACAGAAAGGGCAUCUCCGAGAAUCAUUCAUAUUCGAUAAUGGAAGCGAGAGAAAUCGAUGGACAGCGCUUGCUCCGGCUGAGAAACCCCUGGGGUAAGAAAGAAUGGACUGGAGCGUGGAGCGACGGAUCCGAGCAGUGGACUCCAGAAUGGAUGGCGAAAUUGGGACAUAAAUUUGGCAACGACGGCUUGUUCUGGAUCUCCUACGACGACCUCCUCAAGAAAUACCAACAUUUCGAUCGCAUCCGUCUAUUCAACGACGAAUGGACAAUCACCCAGCAGUGGACAACCCUGAACGUCCCAUGGUCAGCAGAUUACCACAGCACCAAAUUCGUUCUUGAUGUUAAGAACCCCGGCCCCGCCAUCAUAGUCCUCUCCCAACUCGACGACCGAUAUUACAAAGGCCUCGCGGGGGAAUACGAAUUCGUCCUGAAAUUCCGACUUCAAAAAGAAGGCGAAGACGACUACUUCGUCCGCAGCCACGGCAACGAACUCAUGUGUCGAUCCGUCAACGUCGAAGUCGACCUCGAAGCAGGCCGCUAUUACGUCCUCAUGAAAGUCACCGCGUACCGAAACCGAGACAAACUCCCUACCGAAGAAGCCGUCCGGCGACUCGCUCCCAUCCAACGCGGUAAACUCCUCCAAAUCGGUCUCUCCUACGACCUAGCCCACGCCAAGGGCAUCGUUCAAGAGACCCCAGCGGAGAAACAAGCCCGCGAAGAGCGAGAAGAGCGACGCAAGGCCGCCGAACGCCGAAAACACCGAGACGAAACCAAAAAGAGACUUCAAAAAGAAUGGAUCCGGAUCAGAAAGUUAGAGGCCAGACAACGUCGACUUGAAGAAAGACUCGCGACCAAGUCUCAGACUGUCACUGUGACUGUCAAGAAGGCUGAAUCCGCCGCUGCUGAGGAGAUGGUUGUCCCCGACGGUCCGGUAAAAUCACCCUCAAACUUGCCGAUCAGUGAACUCGACCUUAGCGAGAAGGAUCCUAUUCCUUCGGUUCAGUUCAGCGGUGGUCAUCAUGCUCGAGGCAGAAAUUCCCUUUCUGUUCGGGAUAAUCACCACACCUCUCAUCAUUAUCAUCAUCAUCAUUCAGAGUAUCUGGAUGGGUUCGAAUUCGACUCGGAUAUCGAUAUGCCCCCGGAUGAGCCGACUGAGAUCCGCACGCCUACGAGGACCUCGUGCAGUGGUGAGGGAGACGCUAAUAGUGAUCCAUGGAAUGCUGUAUCUGUGGUCGGCUUGCGCGUUUAUUCAAAGGACUCCCAGCUGUCUCUGGAGGUGCUCCGCCCCGUGCCGGAAGAUGAUGUCGAGGCAUCGCUUGAUAUGGAUGAUCCAGCGGCGAGUGCGGCAUCCGAGAAUAUAGUGUCUCGAUUGGUGGAGAUGCAAGAUAGCGGGCAUGUCUAGUAGUCUAGUUGAGGGGAUGGUGGCUAUUCGGCUAGAUAUGAUUGUUUUGAUGCCGUUUUCUCUUGUUUAUUCAUAGUAAGCAAAACCCAGAAGCUCGCACUGUGUAUCUCAGAGACAUUUUGGUUUCAAUCUGACUCAGAAUUCC
Messenger RNA from Aspergillus sclerotioniger CBS 115572, 2836 nucleotides. RefSeq names its product calpain-like protein. The transcript is spliced from 7 exons. Gene Ontology annotation, molecular function: calcium-dependent cysteine-type endopeptidase activity. The coding region runs from base 229 to 2691 and encodes 820 amino acids. Gene Ontology annotation, biological process: proteolysis. NCBI's taxonomy places the organism in Eukaryota, Fungi, Ascomycota, Eurotiomycetes, Eurotiales, Aspergillaceae. The record is from RefSeq and is a predicted model, not a curated record. Gene Ontology annotation, cellular component: cytoplasm.